AGAAGCGUGGAGCAGACUGUCUCCUCCCCCCACCCUCGGAGCACCACUCUCUCCUCCCCCUCCAGUCCCUGCCUUUGUGUGUGUGCGCGCUCGGGGUGGCUGCGUACCCAAAAACCCACACGGAUGCUCGGCUCCGAAUGAGCACAAGCUCCCGUGCUUGGACACUCCCCGUUUUUUUUUCCCAACCUCCUCUGUGAUGUGACGGCCACAUUUGGGAAUAUUGGGAAGAAGAAGAAGAUUAGCAGGAGGACGCCCCCCCCAUUAUCACCACCACCACCACCUCGUGAAGAAGCACGUGAAGCUCCCACUCCACCAAUCCCAUUUUUGGGGUCACUUUUUCCAUCAGCAUCCUUGCUUGGGAUUCAUCCCAAAUCUGACUGGAGGAUUUCUGCGGGAUUUGGAGGAUUUCUUUAGUGGGGGGGGGCGGGAGGCACACUGAUAUGGAUUAAAGGGGAACCGAGAGCAGUCAAACUGGAGCAGCACGCGAGAGCACGCCGGGGGGGAAGGGGGCGACGGGACUCGGUGAAUUCACGGAGCCCCCGGGAUAGAGGCUGCGAGUGGUCCCACACCAAGAUGAUGUCCCCCAAAAGCCGAGCCAAGAAGAAACCCCCCAAAGACAGCAUGACCCUGCUGCCGUGCUUUUAUUUUGUAGAGCUUCCCAUCGUCCUGUCCUCCUUGGUGUCUCUCUACUUCCUGGAGCUGACUGACGUCCUGUCCCCGGCCGUGGUGGGCUUCCGGUGCUACGACCGUGACCUCUCCAUGCCCUACGUGGAGACGGGAGACGAACUCAUCCCUCUUUUGAUGCUGCUCAGCUUGGCCUUCGCCGGACCCGCCGCAUCGAUCAUGAUGGGGGAGGGCAUCAUGUAUUGUAUGCAGUCCAAACUCAAGACAUGUCCCAAGACGGAGGGCAGCAUCAACGCGGGAGGAUGCAGCUUCAACUCCUUCCUGCGCAGGACCGUUCGCUUUGUUGGUGUGCACGUGUUUGGUCUCCUAGCAACAGCCCUGGUGACGGACGUCAUCCAGCUAGCCACCGGCUACCACGCCCCGUUCUUCCUCACCGUCUGCCAGCCCAACUACACGGCGCCCGGCGUGUCAUGUGACAACAGCGCUUACGUCACGCAGGACAUCUGCAUGGGCAAAGACCAGUACGCCAUCAUGUCGGCCAGGAAAACUUUUCCAUCCCAGCAUGCAACACUGUCUGGCUUUGCUGCCGUCUAUAUAUCUAUGUACUUCAACGCCAGCAUCAGCGCCACCACCAAGCUGCUCAAACCCUUGCUGGUUUUCGCCUUCUGCAUGGCGGCGGGCCUGGCCGGCCUCACGCAGAUCACGCAGCACCGCAGUCACCCCAUGGACGUCUACGUGGGGUACCUCAUCGGGGCCGGCAUCGGCGUCUACCUGGCCGUCUACGCAGUGGCCAACUUCAAGGCGUCGGAAGAAGACGCGUCACCUCAUCCCAAAAUCCUGUCGGCGCAGCAGAAGGACACCCUGAGGGUGCUGAGUCAGCGCGGCCACGACUCCCUCUACAGGAAACCCCCCCGCGCGUCGGAGAGCAGGGAGGAGCUGGGCGUGGCCAUGGGUUCGGGGGCGCGCAGCAAGGUGAGGCGGGAGAAAGCGUCUCUGGCCUCCCUGAAGCGAGCCAGCGCCGACGUGGAGCUCCUGGCCACCCGCGGGCCCAUGGGCAAGGAAACCAUGGUGACCUUCAGCAACACCUUGCCCAGGGUGGCCAACGGCGGCAGCCCCAUCUCGCCCGCCGAGGAGCAGACCCCGUCGCAGCGUCACAUGACCUUCCACGUGCCCUUUGACCCCCAAAGAUCCCGGCAGCUGGUGUCGGAGUGGAAGCAGCGCUCGCUGGAGCUUCGCAGUCAGAGCUCCAGAGAUGAAGACGAGGGCGGGGACGGAGCAGAAGGGGCGGAUGCCGGGCACGAGGAAAACGGGGAAGCGGGCGACCAGGGCGUGCCGUCCUCUCUUUACCCGAAAGUGCAGGCCAACAAGGGCAUGGCCACGCCCACCGCGGCGAGGAUGGCGGUGGCGCCGCCCCUGGUUCACAUCCCAGAGGAGGCCACCCGUCCCCCGCCGGUGUCCCCGAAGAGCGCCAAGACCCGUGCCAAGUGGCUUUCGCUCACAGAAGGAGGCGGAGUUAAGGAGCCCGGCGCGGGGCCCAUUGCUGUGUCAACCCCUCGGGUUCCCACCACCCAGGCCCCCCCUCAGAGAGUCACUCAGGUGAUGGCGAUGUCCAAGCAGCAGAGCCACGGCGGCGUCACCUCCGAGGGUGGCUCCUCCUCCGGGGGCGGCUCCAAUUGCUCCGAGUCUCCGUACUACCGCAUCCCGUCGGACCGGGACAGCUGCACGGGCAGCAACCCCGGCAGCAUCGGCGGCAGCGGCAGCAUCGUCACCAUUGACGCCCACGCGCCGCACCACCCGGUUGUGCGCGUGACGGCCGCCAACGGGAAGCCGUGGGAAUGGAGGAACACCAUCAGCGGCAACCUGAUGGGCGGCGACGGGUCGGCGGAUAAACACCGCGGCAUCCUGCAGCGGCAGGACAACGCCCCGCUUUACCGCGAUUACCGGACACUUCCUGUUAAAAAGGAGUCACUGGGCGUCGAAACGGAGCUGCCGCCCCCGCCUCUUCCCACCGCCUCUUCCCCUCUUCCUCCCCCACCUCAGCUGUCCUCGCCCCAUCUCCCGCCGCCCCCUCCUCACUCAUCUUCCUCCCCGCUGCCCCCGCCCCCUCACCCUUCUCACAUGACCCUCCCGCCUCACCCUUCGUCCCCUCAGCCCUUGCCGCCGCCCCCGCUCCCUUCCUCCUCCAUGCCCCCGCCGCCGCCCCCGCACCCCUCGUGCUCGUCCGUGCUCCCGCCCCCCCCUCACCCUGACCUGCUGAUGGACAGCCACCUGCUGUCCCGCUCCUCCACGCUGCCCCGCCGUCCCUCCGUGUCGGCUCGCAGCCAUGCCGAACAGGAGCAGUACUACAAGGCCCUGCAGAACGAGCGCAUGUUAUAGUGGGCGGGGGGGCCGGGGUCCCCGGGGGCCGGAUGAACACAGCCAGGGUAGCUUGUAUAGCUUGUAUAGUUUCUACAGCGUCACAACUUUUUAUUUGAAUAACUUGGAAUUCCGAAUGGCAGCUGGGGUCAAGGUUGAGCACCAAGGGGACGCUUGGCGUUCCCGUAGCGCCUGCUGUCCGAGGAAGACAAAGGAGAUCAAAUACCAGGAAGGAAGAAUUCCCGUUUGGUUGCCACGAGCUCGUACUUCUCCACACUAAGUGGGAAAGCAGCUGCAGCCGUGGAGGAGAUACGGCUCAGACCUCGGAUUUGCUCAAUCUGUUUCCCUUUGAGACGGCGAAGAAAGACGAGGAAAACAAAACAACCUCGGGCUCGGAUCCUUCAACUGCUGCCAACUUUUGUUUCCUCCUGCGACGAGUCGUCGCAUCUCGAGGAGCCUCCUAAGCAUCAUGAAGAGGAUCCUCGCCUAUCAGCCUGCAACCUUCUGUGUGGUAUGUAAACAAGGAAUGUGAAGCCUCAUCCAAACAAACGUGAGCAGCUGGGCAUCCCGAUCCAGGCGUCACGGAAUGCCUUGUGACCGCAAAACCUAACCGUCACAUUAGCUUGGCUUUAACCCUUCGAUGCACGAGUGACUGGACCCUACACUCUUCCAUAAGUGGCUCAAAAAUCACCCAUACUAGAAUCAAUGCCUUUUUAUGCCAGUUUUGGUUAGGAAUAAUCACUUGUAUGAUAUUUAGUAUUAUAUUUAGGACCACACAAGAAUGAUUUCAUGUUAGAAACAUCUUCAUUUUUCACUUUUUUACAUCUUUGAAAAAGAAAAUGACCCCAAUGACAACAAUAGAAAAUGUGAGGAUCCAUUGUGUGUUGCAUAAAGAUAAGUUAAAAAUGUGAAUGGCAUGAUAUCAAAAAUAUGUUUUUUAGGAAUACCUGGAAUAUGAAAUGAUAACAAUUUUUCAUUACAAAGAUAUUUCAAGAAAACAACCUGACCGGGUCAUUUUUGACCCACUUAUGGAAGGUUUGGGUAGUAACACAAAAACUAAAAUUUCUUAAAAUGUAUAAAAGGUAAGUUAAAAAUGUGAAUGGCAUGAUAUCAAAAAAUGUUUUUUUGAGGAAUAACUGGAAUAUGAAAUAAUAAAAACAUUUCAUUAAGAUAUUUGAAGAAAACAACCUGACCGGGUCAUUUUUGACCCACUUAUGGAAGGUUGGGGUAGUAACACAAAAACUAAAAUUUCUUAAAAUGUAUAAAAGGUAAGUUAAAAAUGUGAAUGGCAUGAUAUCAAAAAAUGUUUUUUUGAGGAAUAACUGGAAUAUGAAAUAAUAAAAACAUUUCAUUAAGAUAUUUGAAGAAAACAACCUGACCGGGUCAUUUUUGACCCACUUAUGGAAGGUUGGGGUAGUAACACAAAAACUAAAAUUUCUUAAAAUGUAUAAAAGGUAAGUUAAAAAUGUGAAUGGCAUGAUAUCAAAAACAUGUUUUUUGAGGAAUACCUGGAAUAUGAAAUGAUAAAAAAUUUUCAUUACGAAGAUAUUUCCAGAAAACAACCUGACCGGGUCAUUUUUGACCCACUUAUGGAAGGUUGGGGUAGUAACACAAAAACAAAAAUUUCUUAAAAUGUAUAAAAAGUUAAAAAUGUGAAUGACAUGAUAUCAAAAACAUGUUUUUUGAGGAAUACCUGGAAUAUGAAAUGAUAACAAUUUUACAUUACAAAGAUAUUUCAAGAAAACAACCUGACCGGGUCAUUUUUGACCCACUUAUGGAAGGUUGGGGUAGUAACACAAAAACUAAAAUUUCUUAAAAUUUAUAAAAAGUUAAAAAUGUGAAUGGUAUGAUAUCAAAAACAUGUUUUUUGAGGAAUACCUGGAAUAUGAAAUGAUAAAAAAAUUUUCAUUAUGAAGAUAUUUCAAGAAAACAACCUGACCGGGUCAUUUUUGACCCACUUAUGGAAGGUUGGGGAAUUAACACAAAAACUAAAAUUUCUUAAAAUUUAUAAAAAGUUAAAAAUGUGAAUGGUAUGAUAUCAAAAAUAUGUUUUUUGAGGAAUACCUGGAAUAUGAAAUGAGAAAAAAAUUUCAUUACAAAGAUAUUUCAAGAAAACAACCUGACUGGGUCAUUUUUGACCCACUUAUGGAAGAUUUCUUAAAAUUUCUUAAAAUGUAUAAAAGGUAAGUUAUAAAUGUGAAUGGCAUGAUAUCAAAAACAUGUUUUUUGAGGAAUACAUGGAAUAUGAAAUGAUAAAAAAAAUUUCAUUACGAAGAUAUUUCAAGAAAACAACCUGACCGGGUCAUUUUUGACCCACUUAUGGAAGAUUGGGGUAGUAACACAAAAACUAAAAUUUCUUAAAAUUUUUAAAAAGUUAAAAAUGUGAAUGGUAUGAUAUCAAAAACAUGUUUUUUGAGGAAUACCUGGAAUAUGAAAUGAUAAAAAAAUUUCAUUACAAAGAUAUUUCAAGAAAACAACCUGACCGGGUCAUUUUUGACCCACUUAUGGAAGGUUGGGGUAGUAACACAAAAACUAAAAUUUCUUAAAAUGUAUAAAAGGUAAGUUAAAAAUGUGAAUGGCAUGAUAUCAAAAACAUGUUUUUUGAGGAAUACCUGGAAUAUGAAAUGAUAAAAAAAAUUUCAUUAAGAUAUUUCAAGAAAACAACCUGACCGGGUCAUUUUUGACCCACUUAUGGAAGAUUUCUUAACAUUUCUUAAAAUGUAUAAAAGGUAAGUUAAAAUGUGAAUGGCAUGAUAUCAAAAACAUGUUUUUUGAGGAAUACCUGGAAUAUGAAAUAAUAAAAAAAAUUCAUUAAGAUAUUUCAAGAAAACAAUCUGACCGGGUCAUUUUUGACCCACUUAUGGAAGGUUGGGGUAGUAACACAAAAACUAAAAUUUCUUAAAAUGUAUAAAAGGUAAGUUAAAAAUGUGAAUGGCAUGAUAUCAAAAACAUGUUUUUUGAGGAAUACCUGGAAUAUGAAAUGAUAAAAAAAAUUUCAUUAAGAUAUUUCAAGAAAACAACCUGACCGGGUCAUUUUUGACCCACUUAUGGAAGGUUGGGGUAGUAACACAAAAACUAAAAUUUCUUAAAAUUUAAAAAAAAAGUUAAAAAUGUGAAUGGUAUGAUAUCAAAAAUAUGUUUUUUGAGGAAUACCUGGAAUAUGAAAUGAGAAAAAAUUUUCAUUACAGAGAUAUUUCAAGAAAACAACCUGACUGGGUCAUUUUUGACCCACUUAUGGAAGAUUUCUUAAAAUUUCUUAAAAUGUUUAAAAGGUAAGUUAAAAAUGUGAAUGGCAUGAUAUCAAAAACAUGUUUUUUGAGGAAUACCUGGAAUAUGAAAUGAUAAAAAAAUUUUCAUUACGAAGAUAUUUCAAGAAAACAACCUGACCGGGUCAUUUUUGACCCACUUAUGGAAGGUUGGGGUAGUAACACAAAAACAAAAAUUUCUUAAAAUGUAUAAAAAGUUAAAAAUGUGAAUGGCAUGAUAUCAAAAAUAUGUUUUUUGAGGAACACCUGGAAUAUGAAAUGAUAAAAAAUUUUCAUUACAAAGAUAUUUCAAGAAAACAACCUGACGGGGUCAUUUUUGACCCACUUAUGGAAGGUUGGGGUAGUAACACAAAAACUAAAAUUUCUUAAAAUUAAAAAAAAAAGUUAAAAAUGUGAAUGGUAUGAUAUCAAAAACAUGUUUUUUGAGGAAUACCUGGAAUAUGAAAUGAUAAAAUUUUUUUCAUUACGAAGAUAUUUCAAGAAAACAACCUGACCGGGUCAUUUUUGACCCACUUAUGGAAGGUUGGGGAAUUAACACAAAAACUAAAAUUUCUUAAAAUUUAUAAAAAGUUAAAAAUGUGAAUGGUAUGAUAUCAAAAACAUGUUUUUUGAGGAAUACCUGGAAUAUGAAAUGAUAAAAAAUUUUAAUUACGAAGAUAUUUCAAGAAAACAACCUGACCGGGUCAUUUUUGACCCACUUAUGGAAGGUUGGGGUAGUAACACAAAAACUAAAAUUUCUUAAAAUUUAUAAAAGAUAAGUUAAAAAUGUGAACAGCAUGAUAUCAAAAACAUGUUUUUGAGGAAUAUCUGGAAUAUGAAAUGAUAAAAAAAAAUUUCAUUACGAAGAUAUUUCAAGAAAACAACCUGAGCGGGUCAUUUUUGACCCACUUAUGCAUCUAAGGGUUAAACACGGCGGUGCCAUUGCUACCAUCAUUUCUUGGACGCCAACGUCCCAACAACAAAGAAGUGGUUUGGAUGCUUCUCCAAGUGAACUCUGGUACAUCUUGGUUCGCUUCAUGGCGGUACGGACCAAAGACACGGACCGAUGUUAAAAUAACAAAUCAGGAGGAUUUAACAGAACAGACCAGCACUUCUUAAAAACUGUUUUUUUCUUGUAAUAUUAUCACAAAUGACGUCACAAACGCGGUCCAAUCGGGUUUUACCGUAUCCGUUAUUUUUGACUGGUCCACUUUUGGAAUGUUGAGCGAAUUGGACCCAAUUUACAUACAAUGUAUCGGUUUGUUUUGUUUACUACCGUGGUACCAAACUAAACUACAAAUGUAAACAACAAUUGACAGCAAAGGAAACUAAAAUGUGUCCCGAUCAAAAACUGAACCACAAAGCGGAAACUGUUUUUUUUUUUAGUUAACGACUAACACAUUUCUGAAUGAAUUACAUAAGAAACAAAGUCCAUUCAGUCAACUUUUGGUCAGAUUAUAAUGUUUCAGUACAGUCGUGGUUCGCAAUUAUUUUCUGUCAUGCCCCCCCCCCGAAAGGGACAGAAAUGUUUUCACUCCGCCCCCAUUUUAAAUACUAGCGAAACUGAUAUCGAUUCACUUGUCUGUACGGUACAGACUGAGAUUGAAACUGAAACCAGGAAAAGACAACAACAUGGAAAGCAUAGUACAAGCUGAGUACUAUAAAUGUGUACAUGUUGGCAGGUUUGCUCUAACAUUGAAAAACUACUCCCUGCCUCUCACCCCCCCCCCCCCCCCCACCAACCCCGCCACAGACUUUGCCUUUGUUAAAAAGCUAGCGUGCUGCCCAUCAUGGCAGAUACUACAGUAAACCUCGGAUAUAUCGGACUCGGAUAUAUCGGAAAUUCGCUCACAACGGACAGAUAAAAAAGAAACGAUUUUUCUGUAAUGCAUUUCCAAUAAAAAUUCAUUGCAUAUAUCGGAUUUUUUCAUAACGGAUUUCGCCUAUUUCGGACAAAAUCUCCAGUCCCGUUCCAAUGCAUUUCCAUUAAAUUUCCCUCGCAUAUAUCGGAUGGCCGCAUCGUGGCGCUCCGAUUCGCCGAAUCGUGACAGGCCGCUAUACGACGUCAUUUGCAGCGUUUGUUGCGUUGCCAGGUACAUUGGAAACAUAGUCAAGGAAGUGCCUUUUUAUAACGGAUAAAAUCCGAUUUACGCAUAUACCGGAUAUAAAUCCGAUAUAUGCGUAAAACGGACAUUUUCCGGUAUACGCAUAUAACGGAUUUCGCUUAUAUCGGACAAAACCAGUGGGAACAAUUGAAUCCGAUAUAUAUCCGAGGUUUACUGUAGAAUCGACCCUAAAUAAACAAACCGACGGAGCCCCCACUGGUGCUGCUCAGUUCAGUCCCGAACCAGAACCAGUUCGGCACGGCACGGUUUCCUGCCAAUCUGGCAAAACAGUAAGAAUAUCCCCUAAUUAGAAAUAUUUAACAAGCAACAUUCAGGUCCUCCGAUUUGUGUGUGUGUGGGGGGGGAGGUGGGGGGGGCACUUUUGAGUGUUUUGUGUCAUUUUCGACAAAGCGUCCGGAUUAGUCCGGUUCAUAGCGUAGUUCUCCAUCUGUACAAAAAACAUCACGCCAAAAACAUGUAAACAAGGUUUAGUUUUUAUCACAAUGACUAAAGGCCAAAGCAGUACAGAUAAAAAAGUAAUAAAAGCUGAUAUUAUUAUAUCUACAUAUAUUAUGAAAUAUCAACCACGGCUGCUUUGGGUCGAGAUCGUGGUGCGGAACAAGGGUUUGAUUUCCUUUUUAAUGAACUGAACCGAACGCUAAGCUAAAUUAGCUUGAGCACAAUUUCAAUUAGUGCAAAAAUAAGCAAAUAAAUGUAAAUUUCAACUUCAGCUGCAUAUUCACUAAUAAUAAUAAUAAUAAUAGUAAUAACCAUUAAAAAUAAAGCCAAUUUAUAUUAUCUUAGCUUUAGGAAAUAAUAAUAAUGAUAACUCUCCUCUGUGUUGAAACUUGUAUAAAGUUUAUAAAGUUAAUUCCUUAGCUUACUUCUCCAUUGAAAGUGCUUUAUUUUGUAUAUUUUGAUGAAAUUCAUUUUUUUUCCAAUAAUACCUGAAGCCAUUUUAUACAAUUAGGAACGAAUGGAUUGUAUUUUGUAUCAAACGUGCUGCGUUGAGGAGCUCGUGGGCAAGGCAGUCUGUUCUCGCAGGGAUCUUUGCUGGGAUUUCAUACCAUAAAUAUAUAUAUAUAGUACAUAUACAUAUAUAUAUAUAUACUGCUUGAAAAACAUUUAGUAUGAUUCCCAUUUAAAUCCCUAUGAGAACAAUUCACUUGGUGCUGUGUGUGUGUGUGUGUGUGUGUGUGUGUGUUUUGCUUCAGGUGUUCACCGUUACCUUAUUUGACAAAACAUGCUGCAUUUUUUUUAGUGCUGGUGAGUUUCAUUCCACGUUUUCCAGUGUAAAAAAAAAACAAACAAAAAAAAAUAUUAUUAUUAUUAUUACUGUUAUUUCUCUUCAGUCCUUUUUAUACGGGCUAAGUUUUCUAUCUGUGUUGACGUGUUAGCAUCAUUACAAGCUUAUUGUUAAUAAAAGAAAACUUCUUAACUGGUGUCCCGCCUUGUCUGACUUAUAUCGCAUGUGGGAUGUGAAAUUAAUUCACGAAACAAUUCCAAUUAAUCCCAUUAAUCGGUUACUGGUGCCUUGUGCAGUUCAAUAACCAUCGGACAGCAUCUUCCAGAGACGACCUUUAAGAAGAAAAACAUCUUCAGAGAGAUGGUGUCCUUCAGCGCCACUAAAUUCAAAUUUUCAUAAUGAGCCUUCAAUGGAACAAUGGAGCCUCAGGUUGUGCAGGGGUGUCAAACGGCAGCUAGAUAUGUUUUUCAGAGAUGUUGCAGGGGGAAUCCAUCUUGAGUGACUGGCUUUUCCGACACCUCAGUGAAGCCAUCUUCACGCCUUCUGCACAUGCUCAGCAACGAUUGGGUCUCCGGUACGGAUU
Messenger RNA from Doryrhamphus excisus (bluestripe pipefish), 10158 nucleotides. It is a transcript of the gene plppr3a, whose product is annotated as phospholipid phosphatase related 3a. The record is from RefSeq and is a predicted model, not a curated record. Gene Ontology annotation, cellular component: plasma membrane. NCBI's taxonomy places the organism in Eukaryota, Metazoa, Chordata, Actinopteri, Syngnathiformes, Syngnathidae. Gene Ontology annotation, molecular function: phosphatidate phosphatase activity. Gene Ontology annotation, biological process: signal transduction; phospholipid dephosphorylation; phospholipid metabolic process.